Molecule: messenger RNA, 671 nt
Organism: Daucus carota subsp. sativus
Lineage: Eukaryota; Viridiplantae; Streptophyta; Magnoliopsida; Apiales; Apiaceae
Exons: 2
Coding region: 99-359 (86 amino acids)
Source: RefSeq, a predicted model, not a curated record
CACAGACUCUUCACUAUUACCCAUCUCCCAGCUUUCUUCUUGUUCUUGUUCUCUCUUAACAACUCAUUCUUAGACACCAAAAUUCUCCAGCUAGAUCCAUGAAGAAAUCCGGGUUCUUCGUGGCUGCUUCCGCCGCCGUCGUGUCCUCAUACUCUUCUUCCUCCGAUUCCAAGAUUCACUUCUCCCGUCAGGAAGAUCAUGUGUCGGGAGGAUAUACGGAUGAGUUUUCUUGCACAACACAAACACAAGAAGAGCAGAAACAGAAGCAGAUCAAGAACAGCAAGAGCUCGGACGAUAAAUUCGCGCCGAGGUUCGAUGGAUUGAGGUUUAUCGAAACUCUGGUCACCGCUCACAGAUAAUAUUUGUCACUUGUCAUGAACUUUUCAUCUCCAAAAAAAAAAAAGAAAAAGAAAUGGUUGAUUGAGUGAAUCAUCCCCCCAAUUAAAUCAUAUUUAACUGAUUUAUUACUUAAUAUUAUAUUUAGACAGUUUUUACUGUUUAUAUGAAUCACUACUUGCUUGUCUUACAUGGCUGUGGUAGUGAAAAUGAUUCCUCCAAUCAUAUUAUUGUUACACAGAUACAAUAUUUCUGCUGUAAUUUCAUUUUUGAAAUUUUACCUCUCUGUAUUUUCAUUAUCAUUAGUCAAUGGAACCAUUCUCUCUUAGCUCUAA